Contarinia nasturtii (swede midge) is the source of this 1126-nucleotide messenger RNA. Its product is annotated as phosphoserine phosphatase-like. The transcript has 4 exons. Gene Ontology annotation, biological process: dephosphorylation; L-serine biosynthetic process. Gene Ontology annotation, molecular function: L-phosphoserine phosphatase activity; magnesium ion binding. Gene Ontology annotation, cellular component: cytoplasm. The record is from RefSeq and is a predicted model, not a curated record. The coding region runs from base 216 to 1100 and encodes 294 amino acids. Lineage: Eukaryota; Metazoa; Arthropoda; Insecta; Diptera; Cecidomyiidae.
UUGAAUCUAAAUUUUGGGUAAAAUAUGUGUUACUUAUCUAAAUAAGAAAAUCGUAUCUAAAAGAAAAACUGUCGUCGAGUACACUUUCGGAAAUAAUAUCGUGUACAUUGUCGGAUACAAUGUCGUCGUUCCCAAUAAUGUCGUUGGAUAAGACUUAGACGAUUUACAUUUUGUUAAUUGUGGGACUACCAUAAUAUUUUCUGAAGGAAAAGAGGAUGCUACUACAGUGGAUAUUGAAUAGUUCAUUGAUAUGUUUGGUUGCUAUUUUAGUAAAUUCUGAAAAUACGACCGUUCCAGAAUCAAAUAAUUCUAAUGAGUUGCAGUCAGUAAUUGUUUCAACGAUUUUGAAAAAUGAUGCCGUAAACAUCACCGAGUCAUUAAUUGGUGAUAAAUCAAAGAAUCCCUCUGGAGCGGCACAUGUCAUAGAGCAUUCACAGAUUGUUUGCUUUGAUAUUGAUUCGACGGUGAUCCGGGAAGAAGGUAUCGAUGAAUUGGCCAAGUUUUGCGGCAAAGGUCAAGAAGUAGCCCGAUUAACAAAAGAAGCAAUGAAAGGAACAGUAACAUACCAAGAGGCGCUUCGACUACGUUUAAACAUUAUUCAACCAACGCAACAGCAAAUUCGGGAAUUCCUCAAAUCACAUGCAACGUCAUUAUCAUCAGGCAUUCAGGAGUUCGUUGACCGAUUGCGACAUGCAAACAAAACCAUUUACUUAAUUUCCGGGGGAUUUCGGUGCUUAGUCGAACCAAUUGCUGAAGAGAUUGGUAUUCCUUUCGAUCAUGUAUUUGCCAAUAUACUGUACUUCCAUUACAAUGGCAGUUAUGCUGGGUUUGAUACCAAUCAGCCAACAUCACGAACGGGUGGCAAAAGUGAAGUAAUUAACACAAUUCGACAAUCACUGGGCCAACAAGGGAAUGUAAACAUAACAAUGAUUGGCGAUGGUGCUACCGACCUUGAAGCCGCGCCGCCAGCCAACAAUUUCAUCGGAUACGGCGGCAAUGUCGUACGUGAAGAAGUACACAAACGUGCAAAAUAUUAUAUUAUUGAUUUUCAACAAUUGUACAAAAACCCUGGUUUAUAUCGCACUCCGUAUGCUGAUUAAAAUUGUUGACUUUAGAUUUUUGAAAA